AUGGAGAUAGCUGUUCAGUCCCUCAGAAUUGCUCACCAACAUAAUCUGGUAGGAGAAAACUACUCUCAAGCCAUGCUGCAAGAACUAGAAGGAUUGGAUGCAAGCAGAAUUGACACCCUCAAUAAACUCCUGGCAGGAAAGCAAGCUGUGUCAAGGGCCUAUAACAAAAGAGUCAAGAACAAGAUGGUCACCUACAUGGGAAGACCCUUUCAUAAUCAACCAGAUCCUUGGAAUGGGGCAUACAACUUGCAGGAUAGAGAUGGAGAAAUUCAUGCUGCCCCAAUCAAUGGCAAAUGGUUAAAGAAGGUUUAUCUAACCAUGUGGGACUCACAGGCUGUACAAACAGAACCUGGGAUAGAGAAGGGGCAACACUAA
Prunus armeniaca (apricot) is the source of this 375-nucleotide messenger RNA. NCBI's taxonomy places the organism in Eukaryota, Viridiplantae, Streptophyta, Magnoliopsida, Rosales, Rosaceae. The record is from the annotation of a GenBank genome assembly.